AGUUGUGACGCACUGAGGCACCAAAUCGGUCAAGAUAAAGUAUCAGAAAAACUAAUUCCAGGAUGCAGAGGUAUAUGGUGAUUACACAUCUUCAUACAUUUCUUCAAAUCUUCUUCAUCUUGUAAAUAAGAGGAGGAUAAAUCACUAAAGGAGCCCACAAGCUGCAGUUUUAGAAACACCAGUCACCAAUAUGCCAGGUCUGAACUGUUCCUGCGAAGCUCUUCCCACAGCUGAUGAGGCUUUUGUGAUGUGUGGGAUGAAUAUCUCCUUGGUGUUGACCAAAGCUACUGAGCAAGAGCUGGAUGAGAUGUGUUUGACUGAGGACAAGUACCUGGAAAAACACCUGGGGCCUCUGAGGUCCCCCAUGUUCUUUCCCGUCUGUGUCACCUACCUGGCCAUCUUCAUGGUUGGUAUCCUCGGCAAUUCUUUGACCUGUGCGGUCAUUUUACGCUACAGGGUGAUGCAGACACCCACCAACUACUACCUGCUGAGUCUGGCUGUGUCUGACCUGCUGGUUCUGGUGUUGGGCAUGCCAUUAGAGCUUUACGACAUGUGGCAGAACUACCCCUUCCUGCUCGGGGAGGGGGGGUGCUACUUCAAAACUUUUCUGUUUGAAACCGUCUGCUUCGCCUCAAUCCUCAAUGUCACGGCGCUCAGCGUGGAACGCUAUGUGGCGGUGGUCCAUCCCCUAAAAGUCAAAUACAUGACCACACGUGCUCAUGUCAAGAAGGUCAUCUUCAUGCUGUGGGUGCUGUCCAUGCUGUGUGCCAUGCCAAACACCAGUCUGCAUGGGAUUAAGGCGCUGCCUUCACAGUUUGGACGAGAGUUUCCUCGUUCUGCUAUCUGCCAGUUGGUCAAGCCGGCCUGGAUGUACAACCUGAUCAUCCUGAUCUCCACGCUGGUCUUCUUCCUGCUCCCCAUGCUGAUAAUUAGUGUUCUCUACCUGCUCAUUGGCUUGCGGCUCCGCAGGGAGAGGAUAACGACCGUGGUGGACACCAGGUGCAGCUUCGAACCGGAAAGUCUCUCCAGGUCCCAUAAGCAGAAGCUGAGCAAACGCAACGUGCAAGUCACCAAAAUGUUGUGUGUGUUGGUGAUUGUGUUCGGCCUCUGCUGGGCUCCUUUCCACAUGGAACGCUUGGUGUGGAGCUACAUCGACAAAUCGUCCACGCAGCACCUCAAGAUCUUCGAGCACGUUCACAUCAUCUCUGGAGUUUGCUUCUACCUGAGCUCCGUCAUCAACCCCAUCAUCUAUAACCUGAUGUCCACCAGGUUCAGAGAAAUGUUCAGUCACAUGACAUGUCAUUCUAAAAGCUUGCCCAUGCGCUCGAGCUUACAGAUGACACAACGCAGCACCUUGAGCGAGAAAACGCCCAACAGUAUGAAACUGAAUUAGGGUCCUCUGAGCCAAAGGAGGUCCACGAACAUUACACACAGACGGGUCAAAAACUGAAUAACUGAAUGGAGGAAUGCAACAAAUACAGGGAACGAGGGGUUACGGAACGGUUUGAUGACCCUGACGGUGGUGUGAGUCGUAUCCUGUGGCCUACACAGAUGCAAGAUCUGAUACAACCUGAACACCUAUGGGAGACUGUGAACUAACCACCAUCAUCAGCAAACCAAAUUAGGGAAUAUCUUAUGGAAGAAUGUUGUUCACCCCUCUAAGAGUGCUCAGAGACUAGUGGUAAAUCUAUGGUAAGGAGUCUUGAAUCUGUUCCACUCAUGGUGGCCAAGCACACUCAAAUGGGAAGGUUUUGACCUACAAGACAACAUCCUGAACGAAGUGAGAAGAUGACCAAGUCAAUGCAUAGAUGAACAAUAAAAUUAUCAUAUAAAUGACAAAACUGCAUUUUUAUGCAUGGGAAAUAUAACCCCACCAACUGUCUGAAAAGUAAAUAAUUUCUGUUUGUGUGCUGUAUUCAUUGUACAUAGUGUAUAAUGUGAACCAUAACAUUUUCAGGCUUGCUUAUUUACAGCUGUACGGCUCUGAGUGCCAACAUCAACAUGCUGUCAGAGCAAAGAGUGAAUGCACAACAGCUCCUGUUCAAAAGCAACGAACACUUGUCUGGGGCGUGAAUCACAGGUGGAAAUGAAAAUUGAUUAAGAGAAACAGGAAUAAAAAUAAGAUAGUUUGAAUGUGUUAUUAAACCAGCGACAAGGCUUAUAAUUCAAGUGCCUCACAAGUAUUCAAAUUCUAUUCAGAAAAUACUUGAGGCAUAAUGAUUUUAUAUGCCAGCUGCCAUUUUCCCACAUAUACAUCUUUGAUAACUGCGUGUAUGUUUACUUCUAUGCUAUAUAUUAGUAAUUCUACAUAUUGUACAGAGUAAUUACCAGCAUAUACAUGAUAAUGGUUAUUGCUAGUUGUAAAGCGUCACAUUCAUGUUAUUUAAUGUGUGGUUUAAUGUAUAGAAUAUCUACUCUUUUAUUAGUGCAAAAGUGAUGCAUUGAUGCGUUAUUCUUUACUGUUUAAUGAAAACAUGUAUGUUUUUCCCAGUGUAUACCCUUGAAAUACUAUGUUUGAUUCCAUGACCUGCUUUGGAAUAUCAAUGCUAAUGGCAAGAUGUGCUAGCUGAGAUUUUGUUCUUAUUACUUGUUUUAAAGAAAUGAAUAUAAUG
This is a messenger RNA of Lates calcarifer (barramundi perch), 2612 nucleotides long. RefSeq names its product neuromedin-U receptor 1. Gene Ontology annotation, molecular function: neuromedin U receptor activity. Gene Ontology annotation, biological process: G protein-coupled receptor signaling pathway. The transcript has 4 exons. Bases 191 to 1393 code for a protein of 400 amino acids. Gene Ontology annotation, cellular component: plasma membrane. NCBI's taxonomy places the organism in Eukaryota, Metazoa, Chordata, Actinopteri, Centropomidae. The record is from RefSeq and is a predicted model, not a curated record.